Argentina anserina (silverweed cinquefoil) is the source of this 1826-nucleotide messenger RNA. Its product is annotated as DNA-(apurinic or apyrimidinic site) endonuclease 2. NCBI's taxonomy places the organism in Eukaryota, Viridiplantae, Streptophyta, Magnoliopsida, Rosales, Rosaceae. The record is from RefSeq and is a predicted model, not a curated record. Gene Ontology annotation, molecular function: DNA-(apurinic or apyrimidinic site) endonuclease activity; double-stranded DNA 3'-5' DNA exonuclease activity; zinc ion binding. Gene Ontology annotation, biological process: base-excision repair. Gene Ontology annotation, cellular component: nucleus.
AUGGAGAUAGUGACGUACAACGUGAACGGCCUGAGCCACGGAUCGCUUCUCAAACUGCUCAACUCCUUGGACGCUGACGUCAUUUGCUUCCAGGAGACCAAAUUGCGACGGCCGGAAUUGACCGCCGAUUUGGUGAUGGCGGAGGGCUACGAGUCGUUCUUCUCCUGCACCCGGACCUCCGAGCGAGGCCGCGCUGGGUACUCCGGUGUGGCGACGUUUUGCCGGGUGGAGUCGGCGUUUAAUAGCGAUGAGGUGGCGCUGCCGGUGGCGGCGGAGGAAGGGUUCAGCGGUUUGAUUGGAGAGGCGGCGGCGGCGGAAGGGCUGGAGGAGUUUUCGAAGGAGGAGCUGCUUGAGGUUGAAGGAGAGGGACGGUGUGUUAUUACUGAUCAUCAUCAUUUUGUUCUGUUCAAUUUGUAUGGGCCAAGAGCUGGAGGCGACAAUACGGAAAGGAUUGAGUUUAAGCUCAAGUUUUAUAAGAUGUUACAGAAAAGAUGGGAGGCUCUCCUGCGUCAUGGGAGGAGGGUAAUCGUUGUUGGUGAUCUGAACAUCGCACCCACUUGUUUGGAUCGUUGUGAAGCAGAACCGGAUUUCGAGAAAAAUCAAUUUAGAAAAUGGUUUAGAUCCAUGUUGGUGGAAAAUGGAGGCUCUUUCAUUGAUGUUUUCAGAGCAAAACAUCCUGACAGAAGAGAUGCAUACACAUGCUGGUCGCAAAGUAGUGGAGCUGAAGAAUUUAAUUAUGGCUCUAGAAUUGAUCACAUUCUUUGUGCUGGUUUAUGCUGUCACGAAGAGCGAUCUCUUGAAAAUCAUAACUUUGUAGCUUGUCAUGUCAAGGAGUGUGACAUAUUAAUACAGUAUAAACGGUGGAAACCAGGAAAUUCACUGAGGUUUAAUAAUGAAGUCACUAGUGUUGGGGAAUCUUGUGCAGUAUCAAUGUUAAUGAAGAGAAAAGUAUCCGAACAAGUGGACGGAAAUAAAGAGAGUUACAGUGAGACAGAGACAAGUUUGCCUGACCAAUGUGGCACACCCUGUUCAAGAACAACGGAGGGUUCCAGCGAUUCUGCUAAGGAGGCUGCUUGUAAUACCUUGGUUACCUUAAGUAGCGAGCCUACCACACCUACGUCAGGAAAUGAAAUCAAGAAAAAAGCAAAAGGCAGUCAACUGUCCCAACUCUCAUUGAGAUCGUUUUUUCAGAAAAGCUCGAUCCCUAGCAAGAGCAGAAGUGCAAACAGUGGGCUUGAUCACCUUGAUGUCCCAAAACCUCAGACAGAUAAUUUAGAAACUAAUCAACUGCCAAAUGAAACUUCCAUUCCAGAGAAUACAAAUAGUAGUCUAUAGCAGUGUGAAUUGCACUCAAGUACAUCAGUUCACGGCGGGGAUCAAGAUGAACACAUUGCUAGUUCUUCAAGGAAAGAGAAGAAUAAUUUAGUUUUAAUGGAGUGGCAAAGAUUACAGCAAGUCAUGCAGAAUAGUAUACCACUUUGCAAGGGUCAUAGAGAACCUUGUGUUACUCGGAUUGUGAAGAAACAAGGUCCUAUUGGUCGCAGAUUUUAUGUUUGUGCCCGUGCUGAGGGACCUGCAUCAAAUCCUGAAGCAAAUUGCAACUAUUCCAAGUGGGCCGCUUCGAAACCUCGAAACAACAAAGUGAACAAAGGAUGAUGGUGAUCCAAUGAUGUGAAGCAAUGACUAAUUGAUGUCAAGUUGCUUGUUUCUUGUGUUGCUUACUCUUCCAGCUGCUGGAUUGGUGCCCCCUCAUGGUUUCUAGUAUUUUUGUAGCAACUUAUUCUUAGCAAAUGGAAGUAUAUAUGGGGCAACGAUUUUCUUUUCCA